Molecule: messenger RNA, 692 nt
Organism: Dama dama (fallow deer)
Lineage: Eukaryota; Metazoa; Chordata; Mammalia; Artiodactyla; Cervidae
Gene: POLE4
Product: DNA polymerase epsilon 4, accessory subunit
Exons: 4
Coding region: 51-401 (116 amino acids)
Cellular component (GO): epsilon DNA polymerase complex; nucleus
Molecular function (GO): protein heterodimerization activity
Source: RefSeq, a predicted model, not a curated record
CGCCUGCGCGCACACAGUUGGCGGCCGCGCGCAGGACGCUCAGGGCCGGGAUGGCGGCGGUGGCUCCUGGAAGCGGGGCUUCCCGGGAGGAGGAGGGUACCGGUGGGGACGCAGCCACUCCGCAGCCCCCAGCCCCGACGAGUGCGCCCGGAGCUCGUCUCUCGAGGCUGCCUCUGGCUCGAGUGAAGGCCUUGGUGAAGGCGGACCCCGACGUGACUCUGGCGGGACAGGAAGCCAUCUUCAUUCUGGCACGCGCCGCGGAACUGUUUGUGGAAACCAUUGCAAAAGAUGCCUACUGUUGUGCUCAACAAGGGAAGCGGAAAACUCUUCAGAGGAGAGAUUUGGAUAAUGCAAUAGAAGCUGUGGAUGAAUUUGCUUUUCUGGAAGGUACUUUGGAUUGAUUGCUGAGCUGGGCAGUUUUGUGAGCCUGUACCUGCAUCCUUCAGCUAGACCCUCUGCAGGCCUCAGCUUUGAAGAAGAGUCUUUGAAAUGUUGAACUUACACAUUUUUUUCUGUUCUAUGUUCACCUAAGCCUGAAUAAGCCUGUUAGCUUUAAUCUACAAGGUCUUCCACUACUUGGGUCUUCCAUUUCUGGCCUGGAUGCAGCUGCUUGUGGUAGAAAUAUAGAAAGUGGUUUGUGUAGGUUGGUUAAUAAAGGAUAAGGACCAAAUAAAGGUUUCUGAUCAACUUUA